GGAGCGGGGGAGGAGCCGCCGCCGCCGCCUGCCGAGAAGGAAGGGGGACACAAGCACAAAUCCCUAUGGAGGAUGAACCUCCUCCUCAAGGAGUCAGUGCCAAGGCCUUGGAGGCAACACUGUUGUCAGCCCUGAAGAUGCUGGAUGUUGGGAAAUGGCCGAUUUUUUCUCUCUGUUCCCCAGAAGAGAUCAAGUUAAUUCGUCAAGCCUGUGUAUUUGGCAGUGCUGGUAAUGAAGUGUUGUAUGCAACGGAAAAUGAUGAGGUUUUUGUGCUUGGCAUGAACUGCAGUGGCUGUCUGGGAACAGGAGACAUGCAGAGCACUAUAGAACCAAGGAGGUUAGAUUCCCUGUGUGGCAAAAAGAUAGCCUGCCUGAGUUAUGGAAGUGGCCCUCAUGUUGUUCUUGCUACGGAAGAAGGAGAAGUGUAUACAUGGGGUCAUAACGCUUAUAGUCAGCUGGGCAAUGGUACAACAAAUCAUGGGGCAAUGGUACAACAAAUCAUGGUUGUUCCCUGUCAAGUCUCUACUAACUUGGUGAACAAGAAAGUCAUUGAGGUUGCCUGUGGCUCUCACCAUUCUAUGGUGUUAACAUCUGAUGGAGAGGUAUACACAUGGGGUUAUAAUAACUCAGGCCAGGUUGGAUCUGGUUCAACAGCAAAUCAGCCAAUUCCUCGAAGAGUUACCAGCUGCCUACAAAAUAAAAUAGUUGUUAAUAUAGCUUGUGGACAGAUGUGCUCUAUGGCUGUGGUGGAAAAUGGAGAGGUCUAUGUCUGGGGGUACAAUGGGAAUGGCCAGCUGGGGCUGGGCAGCAGCGGCAACCAGCCCACGCCGUGCCGGAUCGCAGCCCUGCAGGGCAUUCGUGUGCAGCGGGUUGCCUGUGGCUAUGCACAUACAUUAGUGCUAACAGAUGAAGGUCAGAUAUUUGCCUGGGGAGCCAAUUCAUACGGCCAGUUAGGUACUGGGAAUAAAAGUAACCAGUCUUACCCUACAACAGUUAUUGUGGAUAAGGACAGAGUUAUCGAGAUCGCCGCGUGCCACUCUGCGCACACGUCGGCGGCCAAGACCCAGAGCGGCCAGGUGUACAUGUGGGGCCAGUGCCGGGGGCAGUCCGUGACCUUCCCCCACCUCACCCACUUUGCCUGCACUGACGAUGUGUUCGCCUGCUUCGCCACCCCUGCUGUCAUGUGGCGCCUGCUCUCCGUAGAGCCUGAUGACCAUCUAACAGUAGCCCAGUCACUAAAGAAGGAAUUUGACAACCCUGAAACAGCAGACCUGAAGUUCCUAGUGGAUGGAAAAUACAUUCAUGUUCAUAAAGUUCUUCUCAAAAUUAGGUGUGAACAUUUUCGCUCCAUACUCAAUAAUGAUGAUGAAAUUAUAGAAAUGAGUGAAUUUUCUUAUCCUGUUUACCGAGCCUUCCUGGAAUAUCUGUAUACAGACAACAUUAGGCUCCCUCCUGAAGAUGCAAUAGGGCUGCUAGAUUUGGCAACACUGUAUAGAGAAAACAGACUGAAAAAGCUUUGCCAGCAAACGAUCAAACAAGGGAUUUGUGAAGAGAAUGCUAUUGCUCUUCUUUCUGCCGCAGUCAAGUACGAAGCUCAGGACUUGGAAGAAUUUUGCUUCAGAUUUUGCAUAAACCAUUUGACUGUUGUUACACAAACUCAAGGCUUUGCAGACAUGGACCAUGACCUUCUGAAAAAUUUCAUUAGCAAAGCCAGCAGAGUUGGAGCAUUCCGAAACUGAGGCCUGACUACUAUCAAGCUGAAGAGCACGUCCUUUUCCCUUCUGGAAAUAAUUUUCCUUCAGAGAGCUUCUCUGUGAUCACAAACAGUGGUUUGGAAGGAAAGUCUCGGUGUCCAUCAGCUUAGGGAGUGUGUAGAAGUCCACUAACAUGUAGGCUUUUUUGUAAGGAUGGCUACAGUGUAGAUGUGUGGUGAUUGUUCAUUGCCAACAGCCAGAAUUUAACACAAAAAUCUAAUGUAGUAACUAACCUUUCCCACUCAAACAAACAAACUAAACUUGUCAUUAUCUAGUCUGUCUUCUUUUUUUUUUUUUUAACAGUCUGUGUUUGGAUUUUAUGGGACAGUGACCUGUUUGCUGCUAAAACUUUCAUAGUGUACUUUUGUUUCAAAACUCAGUUAAUACGGCUUUGCGGGCUUCUUUUUAUAAUCCAGUGAAGAUACUUGUUUUUCUGGACAUAUGGUAAAAUAAUGUAAGUCCUUUAUGAUGAGAGGUUUUCUGAUUUGUAGGAGGAUUUGUCUCACUUGGUGUUUAUUUGGAGUUAAUUUAUGAGGUGCUUCAGCAGGAUAUUACAGUUUUGAGUUCCCAGCACUUGUCUCAUUGUUUAGCCAGAAUGAAAAGGAUCUCCCUUUCCAUUACACCGGGCAUAGUCCCUGGCACCCCAAUGGAAGCACUCACCAAGUUUGUCUGAAUGUGAAUUGUCAGACUGUGAGUUUUACUGCUAAGAAAAUCACCUAGUUACAAAUCCAAACAAGAUUUCAAGGAAAGGAAGUUCUGCUUGAGGCUUAUUUAUUCCUAUCUUACUAUAUCUCCUCAGACAGAUGAACUUCAGAAAAAUGGAGAAAAAGGUGAUUUUGAAGUGAUAACUUCAAAUUAAUUAAAUUGUAAGAGUGGACUGACACUAUAUUCCAGAUGGUGAGAAAGGUAUCUUGCUCAAAUAUGGUGUUUCAGAUUCUCCUGUGGUCAGAGCUGUGAGGUGCCCACACCACUUUCAGGGCUGUUCAGGGGAGAGGAGCUGCCCUUUGGACACACCUCUCUCCCAGCACUGAUCAUUGGUGGCUAAGGUAGAGUAGGUGCUUCAUUCCUAACUGGCUGAAGUGAAUUAAGGUGAAAACCCCACCUCUGCUGCACAGUGGGAAGUUUGCCCCAUUACAUAAGAUGUGGAGCUCAUGGAGCAUUUACUUGAGUUUUCUAACAGGUAACUGUGAAUUAACCCUGAGAAUUUAAGUUUCUGACCGAGUGAAGUGACUUCAAGUGCCUUUUGCAGUAUUUUACAAAUGAGGAAGACAAAAAGCUGGAUGACCAGGGUCAGUACACUAAUUAUAAAAGUAGUCAUGCAAUGUUCCUGCAGGUCCCUGCUGUGCCACGGCAUCCUUCAAUGACCUUUUCUAAUCAUCAAAUGUGGUUCUAAGAACUUAGUUCCCUUACAUUAUCACAUCUUCAUGUCUAAGCUGGAAAUAGCUGUUCAUAUUGGAGGCUCAUUUCUCAAACAAUCCUGUUCUUUAAGGAAAAGUAGGAGGAAAAAGAGAAAAGGAGAAGUGAGUUUCCCUUCACCCCAGGCCUUGUGGGUGUGAGCGGAAAGUGAAGCAGGCAGGUAGUAGAAUUUACUUAGGAAGAUGGUGAUGAGAAAAUAUUUUAGAAACUACUGUGGUAAAUAUUUACACAUCUUUGAGACAUUUGCCUCAACCUCUCGCUAGAAAUAUGCUGGAUCAUCUACUGCUACCACGUACAGUCUGCCACCUCCUCAGAGAUGACUACGACUUCCUUCAGCAGUGUCGAGUCCAUUCUUAGCAGCGGUGUCAGUGUUUUGUAGUCAAACAGAAGUGGUCAGAACCUUUCCAAUACAUAAUGCAGAGUCAUCAAAAACAGCACUUUGCUGGAGGAGAUCGGUUUUGGUUUGUGUUGAGAAGCACUUGACACCAGCAGAGAGAACUAGUGUUAUGGUAGGGCUCAGCUUUACUGCCAACCUUGUGUGCUCUAGCCCAGCACUGAUCAUACCAAAGUGUGGACAAGGGAUUCCAUGUAAGCCAAGGCUGCAUAUCCCUGGUUAAUAUCCCUAAGAUGCCAGAUUCAGCUGCCAGCAUUCCCUGAGGGUAGCAGUGCACGGAACGAGGGCGUAGGACCACAUCCCUGCCUUGGGGCAGCAGCUGGCACCAGCCCCUGUCCCACCCACCCCGAUGGCAUCACACUGGCACACAUCCAGUCUCUCUGGGAAAUGGAACCAGCAGGGCACCUCCACCCCUGGUACUGGCUUGUCAGCACCAGCUUUCCUCAGGUGGGUACUAUGAAAGGUCUCUCCACACAUUUGUGUUGUUUUACUCAGAAGAAUCAAACAGAAAACUAUAAAUGUGAAACGAUGGGGGGUUUUUGACUCAGUAUCUCAUCAGAAACUUUCUCUGGUUCUCUGAGGAUGCUACUGCAUGGAAUGAUAGCACUGGAGAGGGACACCACUCUCCCCCAUUAGCUCAAAUUCAUAACCAAGUAGUUGAACAGAGAUGGCAGCUGAAAUGGCAUGCUGCUUGCAGCAAGACAUUUUUGGCUUAAUAGAACGAAGCAUCUUUUUUUUUUUUUUCCAAUUUACUUCCACCCUGCUCCUUACUUCCAAUCAACCAUACACAUUAAAGCCUACUUGCAAUUUCAGAAUAAGUGACAAAGCCUGUAAUUUUGAGAAAAAGCAUCUCUGGACUGAAUGAGGGUGAUUCUAAAGGUCUGAUGUGUCAGUGUUGGCUUUUAUUCUGUAUCAUCUGACCUAGAUGUGAUAGUGUUACAUUCAUAGAAACAUUUAUUUUUUAAAUUUUUUUAAUUUUUGUUGCAUGUAUUAAAAAAAAAAAUCUUUACUGGCUUAGGUGGUUAAAUGUGGGUACAUGGAUGUAAAUGUGUGCUUGAAAAACCAACCAUGGGACAUUUUAGAAAAAAAUUAGGGACGCAUUUUACUGUUGUGAGAUAGUCUGCAACAGCCUUGCGUUUGUGGAUGUUGCAGGUUAAAUACUUAUUAAAGUAUUAUCCUGUUUAAGGAUACCACAGACAAAAGGUAUUUAUUAAAAACUAAAAAUUUGAUCAAGCAAAAACUUUGUCUGGGGUUUAAAUAAAGAGCAAUGUUCCACUUUCCAGAAAGGAAUCUGGAAAGAAAAACAAAUUACAGGGGUAGGGUCAUUUUAAGGUUCUCCUAAGUUACUGAAGCUAAAAGCCAGCACAGCAUUGUCAUCUAGUACCCACCAGUAGAGUUGUUACAAUGCUUGGUAACUAUGUAAACUGCUGUUUUAAUAUGACCUAAACACUUUCCAUGGGCUUUCCUUGUAAAACAAAGCAUUCAUUUGCCCCAUAGAGGCAGGAUUCAGUGGCCACCACCUAAUGCUGUAGAAAGUUUACAGCCUGAAAAUAAAUUAUUUUUUUUGUUUCUAUACAAACUUACCUGGUUUAAUAGACCAUUAAUAAAAAUGCCAUAAUAUUUAAAACAA
This is a messenger RNA of Cyanistes caeruleus (blue tit), 5194 nucleotides long. RefSeq names its product RCC1 and BTB domain containing protein 2 (gene RCBTB2). The record is from RefSeq and is a predicted model, not a curated record. Lineage: Eukaryota; Metazoa; Chordata; Aves; Passeriformes; Paridae. Gene Ontology annotation, molecular function: protein binding.